Arthroderma uncinatum is the source of this 1623-nucleotide messenger RNA. RefSeq lists its product as uncharacterized. The transcript is spliced from 2 exons. Bases 1 to 1623 code for a protein of 540 amino acids. Lineage: Eukaryota; Fungi; Ascomycota; Eurotiomycetes; Onygenales; Arthrodermataceae. The record is from RefSeq and is a predicted model, not a curated record.
AUGACUACGAGCAUGGACACUGGAGGUCUUGCUCAAAUGACUUACAACAACAACAUGUCGCUUAACACUCCUUCCCUCGGCGUUCCGGGAUCUGGAUUUGCUUCUCGCGGCAAAGGCUCGCACAUCAAGCGUCUCAGCGUUCCGCAUCCUUCCAAACUUGACCAGUGGGAUGACCUUCAUGGUUCCAUCUCGACCCCGCGCACCAGCCGCUCUCACCUUCUUGCUGGGCUGAGGACUGCACCCAAGCAGCCUACCACCCCCUCCACUGCCCCAUUAAUGCAGGAGCACCAUCACCAGAAUGGGUUCGGCGGGAUGCAGAAUUACGGUGGUCACUCUAAUGCGUACAUGGGUGGUGUCCCUCAGACGGCCACGGGCGUUUCCUUCAAUCAUGCAAAGUCGUACAGCAGUGGAAGCACCGCCCAGACUUAUGGGCAGAUGUACUCUUUGCCUGAGCAUGUCCUUGCCCCACCUACCCUCGACCACAUCCUCGAGGAAACUGGCGAGCCCAUGGACGAGUCCCUGUACGCAGAGCUACAACAGGCCCAACACGGGAUGCAGCCCGUCGUUCAGCCCGUACCAGGAAAACCUGGCGUGUUUUCAGUGUACAAUCCAAUGACGGGACAGCAGAGCUUCGUCGUCGAUAACAGUGUAUACGAUGAUGUGCCGUUGUCUGCGGCACCAACUGCCACAGGCUACGAAGACCAGCUUCGCUCCCCUGUUGAGUCCCACACGAACAGUAACAAUAAUUUCCACGGACACACCAAUGGCAACUCGAACGGCAACGCUAACGGAAACACGCAUUCGAUGUUCCGUUCUUCCGCUCGUGUUUCACCUCCCCCAACGGAGUCCCGCCAGUCUCCCAUCCGUCAUCUCUCGUCAACCCCGUCAACCCGGAAUCCCACGCCUCCACGCGAGGCCCAAUCUCAAUUCCAAGCCCAGCACUCCGCCCGUCAAUCACCCCCUCUUCAAUCUCCUGCCCCUGGCCUCAAACGUGACCACAAGAAAUCCCUUUCAUUGGCCGUCAAGCUGAUCAAUGAGACUACCCGCUCUAGCGGCACGGGCUCAUCCACGCCAAAGUCAGCGAUGUUCCCACAAACUCCUGCUUCCGCUGGACCUGGCACUUUUGGCCCCGGCCAAGCCCGCGCUGGUGAACACGCAAUCCGCCAGCCCCGUGGACCUCCACCACUCGAGGAGCUCGUUGCCAAGCCCACGACCAAGCACGAGGGAAGCAAGAACUUCGCUACCCGCCAGCGCCGGAGGGCAGUCCACAGUCUUGUCCGUGCUAGGCUAGAGCGGAACACCUCCACCUCUACCUCUAACGGUAACUCGCAAGCUAGCACAGGUGGUAGCGUGACUCCCUCUAGUGAGCAUGGUAACGAGCACGAUGGUGAUGGUGACUUCACCUUUUCUCCAUCCGACGGUGACGCGGAUAGUAGUUCCUCUCUAUCCGGCAGACGGAGCCUAGGAAGCUUGCGUGCCGCUGCCAAUGGAGCAAUCGGGUCUGAGAGAAAGCAAAGCGCUAGCGGUAACGGCAAUGGAAUGGGAGAACUUGACGCUGGACGUAGGAAGAUGCCGAUGAUGAUUCUGUCGAACGCGGAGAAGAGGAAGAGCCCUGUCAUGUAG